CUGCACAAAGUACGACUGUGAGUACUGACACGUGGACUAGUACCAAUUCGAAUGCGCUCCGCUGAUAUCAGAAGAUGGUGUUGCGUUGAGCCCUCUUCCGUAGAUCACUAGCUUUGUGCCGGCCGUCAGCGGUGGAAGAAGGCGAAGGAGAUGCCCAACACGACUGUCAAGUUUUUAAGCCUGAUCGACUGAGUGUGCUCGAUCGACGCUUCUCUCCUUCCCCCGACAGACACUGUCAGGAUGGUGCACUUGACGGACGACCUGGCGGCGCUGAUUGGGUUCGCGGGAGAGGCGACACUCUGGGGGGCCUACGCAAUCCUCUUUCUCGUCUCUAUCGUCCUUAUGCGCAAGCGGAAGCAGUCCACUCCUUUGUCGCUUCCCGUGGUCGUCGCUCAUGUGGCACUAUUCAUCGCUUGCACCGUCCACUACGGACUGGAGUUCAAUCAUUUCUACACAACUCUCGCCGCAAAGGGCGUUCACGGAUAUGCGAACGAAACCACACAGCUCGUGGGAGCAGACAUCUUUCUAUCCCUCUGCGAUCUCCUCGGAGACUACAUCCUGAUCUACCGCCUGUGGGUGCUGUGGGGGAGGAACUAUUGGAUUAUUAUCCUACCAUCACUCUGCGCAGUCGCCGGUUUCACGUGCAUCAUGGUAGUAGUUCACUACGUGGUCACCCUCGACCCCACCUCCCCUACACCGCCCGCGGCCAUGCUGCCCCUCACCAUCGCCGGUUACGCGCUUCCCUUGGGUACGAACGCGCUCGCUACGGUCCUCAUCAUUGGGCGCAUAUGGUGGCUGUCUCGCCCCAUGCCUGGGGUCGACGCGUCCCUCUUCGCAGGCCGCAGCAUAGCCCGGAACGCGAUAUCGACCAUCGUCGAGAGUGGGCUGCUCUACUUCGCGGCGCAGCUGACGUAUGUCGUCACGCUCUCUAUUCCUCACCCCUCGGAGGGCGUCAUCGCCGUGAUGGCGCUCCAGAUCUAUGGAAUUGCCCCAACGCUGAUCAUCAUCCGCGUCAUGCUCGGGCUCUCGAUCGAGACGACGACCAAAGGAGCACCCGUUACGCCCAUGGUAUGGGCCUCGAGAGGCUACAGUACGCAGGACAGUCGCGCCGUCAAGUAUGGUGUUGCCUUGGGCAGCGGCAAUACCGCGGCGAGCAGCACGAAGGUCUACCAAGCGGACGGCGAGUCGGUGGAGAUGAAGCCCCUGGAGGAAGUGUAGCAUGCCGUGCGGACUCGUAAGCUUCAUUUUUACACAGUAUUUAAAGGGGGAGCAUGUAUGAGUGAUGGUUUAGAGCAGGGAGGGCCUGCCUUGUAAGUCUGUGUCUGCCUGAUGUCAUAUUGU
Molecule: messenger RNA, 1341 nt
Organism: Dichomitus squalens LYAD-421 SS1
Lineage: Eukaryota; Fungi; Basidiomycota; Agaricomycetes; Polyporales; Polyporaceae
Exons: 5
Coding region: 241-1218 (325 amino acids)
Source: RefSeq, a predicted model, not a curated record